Aphanomyces astaci is the source of this 1381-nucleotide messenger RNA. RefSeq names its product AGC/PKA protein kinase. The record is from RefSeq and is a predicted model, not a curated record. Lineage: Eukaryota; Oomycota; Saprolegniomycetes; Saprolegniales; Verrucalvaceae. The transcript is spliced from 4 exons. Gene Ontology annotation, molecular function: ATP binding; protein serine/threonine kinase activity. The coding region runs from base 196 to 1182 and encodes 328 amino acids. Gene Ontology annotation, biological process: protein phosphorylation.
CACAGUCAAAGAAGUGUUUGUAAGGGGGCGCUCAAAGUGUAACUUCCCCGACGACAAGUCCUUAGACGAACCGGCACCCGUUGACUAGAGGUACCCCAAGCAAGCGACCAACAGGUGAUCAAGGCUGCUGCGUGAGAUUGACGGCAGAGCGAUAGAACGUCUCCGUGAAGGACACAUUCACGAAAGCAACCCACCAUGGAUUUACCAACCAAGCCGAUGAUGAAGGUCGAGUACGAUAGCUUUGAAAUCUUGGCCACGCUCGGCACGGGCACGUUCGGCCGCGUGCGCCUGGUCAAGCACAAAGAGAACAACACCUACUACGCGCUGAAGAUCUUGAAAAAGUGCGAGAUCAUUCGGCUGCAGCAACUGCACCACAUCAAAUGCGAAGUGGAGAUCCUAAGCAAGAUCGACCACCCGUUCAUCGUCAACUUCCUCGGCAGCUUCCAGGACGAGAAGCGGUUGUACCUUGUGCUCGAAUACGUACCCGGUGGCGAGUUGUUCUCGUACUUGCGCCGGCAAGGAAAGCUCACGGACGACGCGUCGCGCUACUAUGCGUCCCAGCUGGUCCUUGCCAUCGCGUAUCUCCACGGGCUACACAUCAUCUACCGCGACCUGAAACCAGAGAACCUCCUCAUCACCCACGACGGCAGCAUCAAGAUCACGGACUUUGGAUUCGCUAAACGUGUAGAGGACAAAACGUGGACGCUGUGUGGGACACCAGAGUACUUAGCACCCGAGAUCAUUCAGAGCAAGGGGCAUGGCAAGUCGGUCGACUGGUGGGCUAUCGGCGUCUUGAUCUAUGAAAUGCUGGCAGGGUACCCGCCAUUCUACGACGAGAAUCCGUUUGGGAUUUACCAGAAAAUCCUCACGGGCAAGGUGGAAUACCCACGGUACAUAGACAGCAAGGCAAAGGACUUAAUAAAGAAGCUGCUUACGCACGAUCGAACCAAGAGGCUGGGCUGCCUUCGAAAUGGCGCCGAAGACGUCAAGAAGCACAAGUACUUUGCAAACGUGGACUGGAAUUCCGUGAUUUCCAAAGGGGAUACUCCGCCGUACUUGCCGCCAAUCCACGGCCCCGGCGACCACGGCAAUUUUGACCAGUACCCAGAAUCCACAGAAGACACGGCCGUGGUGCUCACUGGCGACGACAAGGCAGCGUUCGACGCGUUCAACCUGUUCUAGUUGUCAUCAGUAGUUGUCCACACAGUCUCCCUCAACACCGCCACGUUGGGCUAGUGAGCCAGCGCGGCAGGAUGUGUAUCAUUUAGCCCCAACUCGGGACGAUAACUAGCGAGUGCGUCGCCGUAGGUCGUAAUUCACCUGAGUUUCGUUUUUUAACAUGCAGUAACCGUAAAUGCAAAUUGUCCGGAUACGACAGCCG